AAAAAAAUAAAUUAUGCCGAAACGAACGAAAUCUACGAGUGAUGAACAAGAAAAAAUAAACGUUCGCGAGAGAUUAACUGAUAAUGUACUUGAUUUAAGUUUGAUGAACAUAGCGACAAUUCCAGUGAAUGACAUUAAAAUAUUGAAACGUGCUACUAUAUUAGAUUUAUCCAACAAUGCUAUAACGGUUAUCAAUAAAAAUUUCACAUCGCUUGUUCAAUUGACUAAAUUGGACCUGAGCAAUAAUAGGAUCCAGUUGAUAACGGAUGAUUUCGGAAAUCUAGUUAAUCUACGACACUUGAAUCUAUAUAGCAAUAAAAUCGAACGUCUUCCGCUAAGCUUCGGUCGCUUGAAGAAGCUGAAGUACCUUGACCUUAAAAAUAACCCUCUGAAUCCGGCAUUUUCCAAAAUCAUCGGGACAUGUAUAGAUCAGAAAGGAUGCAUUGACGCAGCCCGUAAAGCAAUUGCAUUCAUGGCUGACAUUGAGCGACAGGUUCUUGAGGAACGACGAAAGGAACGAGAACAAAAGGAAAAGGAAAGUCGCCAAAUUAAGGAACUGUCUGCUAAGGAAACGCAUUUACAGGAAAAAGAAAAUGUGGAUACAAAAAAGAAAAAGAGAACCAAACGAUCUAGAGGUAGCUCUAUCAGCAAGGAAAAUAAAGCGCACGAUGAAUCCGUUUUAAAUUCGACAAACAGUCACACAAAUGAACCCAAUUUGAUUACGCAUGAAACGGACAGUAAUACGCGGUUCAUUGCCAAGAAAUUUAUUUUAAUAAUAGUAGCGCUUAUUCUACUCGCGUAUGUGAUUUUUUUAAAAGCUGAAGUUUUUAUUGAUUUUUUAAAUCAGCCUGACAUACAAUUAAGAGAAGAGUAUAUUAAAUAAUUUUUGUGAAGAACCGCCAAAAGUGUACAAUAUAUUCAAAUCAAAUAAAAUUUUCGACCCACUGAGGUUUUGUGCCUAUCA
Messenger RNA from Topomyia yanbarensis, 964 nucleotides. RefSeq names its product leucine-rich repeat-containing protein 59. The transcript has 4 exons. NCBI's taxonomy places the organism in Eukaryota, Metazoa, Arthropoda, Insecta, Diptera, Culicidae. Bases 14 to 883 code for a protein of 289 amino acids. The record is from RefSeq and is a predicted model, not a curated record. Gene Ontology annotation, molecular function: protein binding.